Molecule: messenger RNA, 3494 nt
Organism: Labeo rohita (rohu)
Lineage: Eukaryota; Metazoa; Chordata; Actinopteri; Cypriniformes; Cyprinidae
Gene: depdc1
Product: DEP domain containing 1a
Exons: 12
Coding region: 210-2639 (809 amino acids)
Biological process (GO): intracellular signal transduction
Source: RefSeq, a predicted model, not a curated record
AUUUCAAACGGGUGCGAGGACUGAAAGAUCCUUAGAUUAACUGUUUACACAGCCAGCGAUUUAUCGAUUAGUGGGUUUAUCUAUCGAUAUAGUCAGUAAUCUUAUGAAAUAUAGCCGAAUGCGUUCCGUAACUCAAAAAUAAACUCGCCCGUAUAUGUAGGAAUAAUGAAAACGGCUGCAUAAGUGUUGAAUACAUCGCGAUCUUUGCAAUGAGUUCACACAUCGUCACCCCAGGUCCAUACAGGGCCACUAAACUGUGGAAUGAAGUGACCAAACUUUUCCGGGCAGGGAUGCCUUUGAAGAAGCACCGGCAGCACUUCAGAGUUUACAUGAGCUGCUUUACCGCAUCAGCAGCUGUGGACUGGUUACAUGAACUCUUGAAGAACAACAGCAAUUUUGGACCCGAGGUCACCAGACAGCAGACAACCCAACUGCUAAAAAAGUUUUUGAAGAACCAUGUUAUUGAGGAUGUGAAGGGUAGAUGGGGCAUGGAAGACCUGGAGGACAAUAGCCAGCUGUACAGGUUUCCAUCAACAUCUCCGCUGAAGCCCAUUCCUAACCGUGGCCCCGUUUUGAGGAAAAAGAGCAUAUCUAUGCUGGACCGGGAGAGUUUCUUCAAAUUUAGGGGCUCUAAGAAAUUUGACAAAGAAAUAUUGGAAAAUGUGGAUCCAGAAGCACAAGAAUCUCCUACGGGAUCAUCCUCAGGUGAGACGGAGUGCUGCAGGGAGCUCACAGAGGACGACGUUCAAGUCAUCUGGAAGAAUGUCACACUUACACAUUUGCAGAAGUUGGUGGGAUCAGGGUCUCUUGAAGAUGUUUUGGAUCCAGCCCAAGUCAAUCCGCAGUUCAUCGUGUAUAAUAUGACCAAAGUCAAUAAACAUGGAGUUGUUUCAUUGGAAGAUAAGACCGAUGAUUUGCCGCACUGGGUUUUGUCUGCCAUGAAAUGUCUUGCAAACUGGCCAAAAUAUGACUCAAACCAGCCAUCUUACCCAGGCUUUGAGCGAGAUGUAUUUAAAACGGUGUCAGACUAUUUCUACAGUCUUUCUCAGCCACUUCUUACUUACCAGUACUAUGAACUCUUUGUCAACAUCCUGGUUAUGUGUGGCUACAUCACAGCAUCUAAACCUCAACGUGGAAAGCGUAAAAACCAGGAAGAACCCAACUGCCCUCAGCCAGCCAAAACCCCAUAUGUGAACGCUGCCAACCUGUUCAAAUCAACCGAAUGCCUCCUGCUGAGCUUAAUAAGAAAAGAGGCCUUCGAUGAAGCUGAUUCGCCCAUGAGGGAAGUUUUCAGUUCAAAAGCAGAGACUAAGUUAGAAACCCUAAGAGCACAGCAGCCUGUUUUUAGAGGUAGAAGGGCCAGCGAUGGAGACCGUCUGGACGGUAGCUAUUUAGAAAUUCCUCAGGCUCACAAAACAGAAGUCCCAUACGGCAGGCUUCGGUCAAGAAGUUGCUCUUUGGAGGGAAUUGUUGAUAACCAUUCAAAGAACAGACUUCUCAGAUCAUCCGAAAGCCAACAGUCCUGCAGCAGUGAUAAAUCAACCGAUUCUCCAGUAGACCCAAAUCUCAAAUUUGACCUUCAAGGUUCCUCCGUGUCCAUAAACUCUUGUGUUCAAACUUCUAGCAACAGCACAACCUCCCAACUCCAUUCAGAUCUUCGCCGAACCAACCAGAGACCCUCCAGGCCCCGGCCUAGAAGUAUGGGUAACUUGUUUGACAUAGAGGAGAAUAGAGAAAUGUCUGCUAGCAACUUUAGCAUUCACGCUCCCGUGGCUGAAAUUACCAUGAGACCAGAUUCCACAUCCAGCAUCGACCUUAGGGGUCCUGGUUUGCGCAGUUUGCAUGGAAGUUGCAUGGACAUUAGGGCAGGUCCGAGCUUUAGCAGACGCUGUCAGAGCUCUCUGGACCUGAGCAAACCUGCACCUGCUCAGCCCACUUUGGCCCCGUUAGCACGCAACCCUGAGCAAAGUUUAUUGCAGCCGUCACUGGAGCGGGUGGCCAUCGAAGCCCUGCAGCUCUGUACUUUACUCCUGCCACCCGCCAGUCGCCGCAAACUUCAGCUACUUCUGCGAAUGAUCUCGCGCAUGAGUCAGAACGUGGAUAUGCCGCGGCUGCAUGACGUCAUUGGAACACGGACUCUGCUGGUGCAGACGUUCUCUAGGUGUGUCUUGAGCUGUGAGGAGGUGGAUGAUCUGGAUGAGCUCUUGGCUACAAGGCUGUUAUCGUUUCUCAUGGAUCACCAUCAGGAGGUCCUGCAGGUGCCUGUGUACCUGCGCAAUGCUGUGGAAGAUCACAUCAGUUAUCUUAAAUCACUGACCACAUACCCAGGCUCUGGUGUUGCCAUACCGACAUACUCAUUCUGCAGGCAGAUCAGCACUCAGGAGUUUGAAGAGCAGAAACUGUCUGUGUCCCAGACUGCUCUUGCUGACCUACUGGAGAGUCUCAUAAAGGACAAGAGCAUGUCUGUGAAAGAGAGGAAAAAGAAGCUAAAAAUGUUUCAGAAGGAAUAUCCUGACAUCUACUCAAGACGUUUCCCCACAACAGAGAGUGAAGCUCAGCUUUUUGCAGAUAAACCAAAGAUAAAACCGCCAAUGCUGUUAAGCAUCAAGAAAGCCAAAACCUUCAGUAUUCGAAACUGAAUACCUCUUAAAAUGCUCAUGUAUGAAUGAUAUUUUGGGAGACUGGUUGAGUUUAAAGACCUUUAGUUGAUCUGUUGCAGUGAAAGAGCUGACAUUGGAUCACUUCAGUAUAAUCUGAACUGUAACUUUGGUUGAAGUUUGUUUUUUUUUGUUUUUUGUUUGUUUUUUUUCAGUACAGAUGUCCGUUAGUUUUAAUGUUAUUUAUUUAAGGUGUGUGAUUUGUUGUAAGUUAUUGGGAGCUUACAGACAUUCAUAAUGUCAUAAUAGCUAGGAAAAACUCAGAGGACCCACAGCAAAUAUUAUGCAGAUAGGCCUGACAUGCUGUUUACACGGAGUCUUCUUGAAACAAAAUGAAGAUUUUAUUUUUAGUCCUGUAACAUUGUUUAUGUGUAAUUUUUAGUCUUUUCUUUUUUUUUUAUCAUCACCUUUUUGUGUGUCUUCAGGUUUCUUUACUAUUCAGGUGCACAGAAAAUGUUCACUCAGACUUCUAAAGACAAAUAUAUAGAUUUUCUGUGUGAUGUGGGAGUUUCCUGGCUAGUAAGCUAGUAUUGGCUAAUUUGCACUGUUUUCAUCUCAAAUGCGCUAACAUGUGUUGUCAUUUCUUAUGUACAUAUUUUCUUUCUUCUCAGUACUGUCUACUGAUUGCUUAUGUUCCUCUUUUAUAAGUGUUUUAUCAUCUUGCACUCAGUCAUUGUACUGAUGAAAGACUAAACUUGGACAGUGAUUGAUUUUUGGUUUUACUGUAUCGAGUUAAUGAGCAUAAGUGAGCCAAAUCCAUUACAUUUUACGUUGUUUACUUUAUUGUAUCAGCUUAAAUACUUAUACUGUUCGUGAUCUAUGCAAUAAACAUUUUAA